AUGGAGAAGCUGGAGGCAACAGAACACAAGAACCAUGUGACUUCUGAGCGUAUGAUCACUCAGGACGAGGACUCCAACGGCUCGGAUGUUUACCUCCCCGAGGUGCCGCUCGACCAGGUGCCAAAGGCGCCCUUUGAACCGGCUACCAUACCUGACCUACCAAGCAUGACGCUGGACAAAUUGGCAGCGAUCGAGGGACAGUUGGCAAGUGAAUUUGCUUCACUUUCAAAAGAGUACGUUGAUGCUCGAGCGGCGAGAAUUGACCAUUUGCUUAAAUUAAUAGAUGAGCUGAUAUCGGCUGCAGAUGGUCAUGACCGUCUGUGGACAAAGAUAUAUAACGAGGAAACAAAACACCUCGAGCACAUGAUUGCUGCUCCGGAGCUAUAUUUGCUUGGAUACAUUCCGGAUAGGAUGAGUGACGACGACUUGAAAGAACUGCUAUCGCAGGUUGUUGCGCCGCGAGACCUUGACGAUAUCAGAGCUAGAAGUGAGAAUCUUCCGUUUGCUCACUACUUUAAGAAAAUAUUCCAACCUUACGAAAAACAGCUAGAUGCCCUGCGAAAUCAUUACGACUAUCAAAUUAAAAUGAUAGACAACAAUGUGAAGCAAAACCAAAUUAUCGUUUGGAAGAGGUAUCAAGAAGAUCUCCUUGACCAGCGCAAUGCUCUAAUAGAAAGGACCAACCACGAGCUUUCCAAACUUUACGAGGAAUAUCACGGCAUUAGAGCUAACCAGAUGGCCGCAAAUGACUGGGAUUAUUAUUUCAAAUCAGUAGUACCUAUACAAGACAUGGCUGAAGACGAGGAGUCACCAGAUGUGCAAGAACGACACAAGCGUGGCAACAUAGACUCAUACUACGAUAUCGACAAUCGCUACUUCAAGAAGAACAAGAUCCAGCUCACGAAAACCAAGUUGGAUGCUCUUGAACGAUGGCAGACGUUUGAGGCGCAGCAAGGUGCUCGUAAGAUCCCUCAGCGACCAGACGUAAAGGUCCGCCUCACAGAAUGUGAUGGACUAUCCCAAGAUGAAGUUGACGACGAUAUCUUGUUGAUUCGUAGCAGCAGGCUGCACGAAAAAGCCCUAGAGACCUUUCAGAUUCAAGAUGAUGCUCGGAGGACGAAGCAAACUAAUAAAUAA
Messenger RNA from Candidozyma auris, 1137 nucleotides. RefSeq lists its product as uncharacterized. The coding region runs from base 1 to 1137 and encodes 378 amino acids. Lineage: Eukaryota; Fungi; Ascomycota; Pichiomycetes; Serinales; Metschnikowiaceae. The transcript has a single exon. The record is from RefSeq and is a predicted model, not a curated record.